GUAGUCUUGGCCUUCGUCACCUUUGUUAGCACCGGCUCCCCAUUCUUCAGCAUCAUCUUCUUCGUCAUCGUCUUCCUCACCUUCAGCAUCAUCAUGUCCUUCUCCUGCUUCUUGUUCGCCUUCUCCUUCGGCUUCAGCGGCUUCUUCCUCACCUUCUCCUUCAUCUUCCUCUUCGUUGAGUUCUCUGUGCAUGAAGAGAUCGACCAUUUCGUCCCACUCUUGGUCUCUGGAAAGAGUUCCUCUGAGAUAGAGGACCUCUCUGGCGAGGAGCCAAAACACGGCGGCGACAGCUUCUUUACCCUUGUUGUUACAUGGAAUAGCAAUAUCGACGUUAGUAGUUGGGCAAUCAGUGUCGCACAAAGCGAUGGUGACAAUGUUCAUGUAGGUAGACUCCUUCAAACAUCCUCCGUCGGUCAUUGGGUCAGCGACGAUCAAAAGUCUUGGCUCGAUGAACUUCUUGGUAAUUUGAUUGGUCAAGGAUCCGGAUACCCAUUGGGAGGCAAUUGACUCGCACUUGGUAUGUUGAGAGUAUUUAAUGAUACCUCUGUGAGCAAUUUCUCUGUUGGUAACACACAAUACAUCAUUUGAGUUUUGGAUAGAUGCGAUAACUCUAGCAGCUAGCAUAAUUUUCUCCCAAGUCUUUUGGACAUUGUGGUAGUAAACACCUUCAUCGUUGGUUCCAUAAGUAUAUUCCUUCAUCAUAUGGUUAACAUUCUUGGUACCAACAUAUGCCUUUGAUGCGAGGAGUAAUGCGAUAUCUUCCUUAUAAGUUCUUGAGUAUGGAUACAAAUCUGACAUUUUUUGGGAUGUUAUAA
This is a messenger RNA of Moneuplotes crassus, 815 nucleotides long. The record is from the annotation of a GenBank genome assembly. NCBI's taxonomy places the organism in Eukaryota, Ciliophora, Spirotrichea, Euplotida, Euplotidae.